CUCAAACUCGAUAACAAUGGCUUUCUCCAAUUCCUUUUCCAUUUAUCUCGUCCUUCUCAUAGUAAUAGCAGUAAUAGUCAACGGUGGCGGUGUUGACGCAACUCGAUCAUCAAGAAGAGUUGCGCCACGUUCUAACUGCAUCUCCUCUUUGAUCUCAAAGCAACUCUUCGAUAGUUUAUUUCUUCACAAGGACGACGCUGCAUGUCCAGCUAAAAACUUCUACUCCUACGACUCCUUCCUUACAGCCACCAAGAGUUUUCCUUCUUUCGGCUCCGCCGGACCCUUACUCACCCGCAAGCGCGAAAUCGCAGCCUUUCUCGCUCAGGUCUCCCACGAGACCACUGGCGGCUGGGCCACCGCCCCCGACGGCCCCUACUCGUGGGGUUUGUGUUUCAAGGAAGAGGUGAGCCCCGGCAGCAACUACUGCGACUCCGACAACACCCAAUGGCCCUGCUACCCCGGCAAGUCUUACAAGGGCCGUGGACCAAUUCAACUCUCUUGGAACUACAAUUAUGGUCCCGCCGGUAAGGCUUUGGGCUUCGACGGGUUAAAGAACCCGGAAGUGGUUGCUAAUAACUCCGUCAUUGCUUUUAAGACUGCCCUUUGGUUCUGGACGACCCCCCAGAGCCCGAAGCCGUCUUGUCACGACGUCAUGGUCGGGAAAUACGUGCCCACCUUGGCUGACGUCGCGGCUAACCGGACGGCGGGGUUCGGGCUGGUGACUAAUAUCAUAAAUGGAGGACUCGAGUGUGGGAUAGUGAACGAUGGCCGGGUGAACGAUAGGAUUGGGUUCUUUAAAAGAUAUACGGAGGUCUUCGGAGUUGAUACCGGGCCUAAUCUAGACUGUGAACAUCAGAAGCCUUUUGCUUAAUUGAUGAAUUUAUUUAUAUAUAUAUAUAUAUAUCAUUUUCAAAUAUUUAAGCAAAAACAAAUGUCAUAGAUAUUUAAACAAUAAGUUUGGUCAAUGUUGUUGUUACUUUUUGUUUUCAUUUUUAAAACAAUCUAAAUAGAUUGUGUAAUCAAGUUGAAAUGAAAGGGGUCAAAAAAGGUUUUCAUUUUUAUUUUAUAUAAAGUUCAAAAUGGGCUACUACUCUA
Messenger RNA from Humulus lupulus (European hop), 1095 nucleotides. RefSeq names its product chitinase 10. Gene Ontology annotation, biological process: cell wall macromolecule catabolic process; carbohydrate metabolic process; chitin catabolic process. Gene Ontology annotation, molecular function: chitinase activity. Bases 17 to 871 code for a protein of 284 amino acids. The record is from RefSeq and is a predicted model, not a curated record. The transcript has a single exon. NCBI's taxonomy places the organism in Eukaryota, Viridiplantae, Streptophyta, Magnoliopsida, Rosales, Cannabaceae.